Molecule: messenger RNA, 1020 nt
Organism: Penicillium olsonii
Lineage: Eukaryota; Fungi; Ascomycota; Eurotiomycetes; Eurotiales; Aspergillaceae
Source: the annotation of a GenBank genome assembly
AUGUUGCUAUCCAUCUACCACCCCGCCCUUCGAAUUCUCGGAAUCAGCACCGUCAAUGGAAACGCACCCUUAGACAACGUGACCGAAAACGGAUUGAGCGUCUUAGAAGCCAUCGGUGCGACUGAGGUUCCCCUCUACGCUGGCGCCAGACGCCCCUUCUGUCGAGAUAUCAGAUCAGCAUCCGAGAUUCACGGAGGCAGUGGUCUGGCAGGGACUGAUCUCCUUCCAAAAGCGACAUGCAAGCCUCGAUCUGGCAACACCAUUGAAGCCAUGCGUGAAGCGCUGCUCUCCUGUCCCGCUCAAACGGCAUGGCUUGUGGCUGUGGGGCCGUUGACCAAUGUUGCUCUCCUUUUCGCCGUAUACCCUGAAGUGGCGACUCACAUCAAAGGCAUCAGCAUCAUGGGCGGAGGUAUCGGCGAUGGGUUUGCACCACAUGUCUCCAUGGGGCCCGGGUAUGUAGACGAAGAAGGAAAGGAUCGUGCCCGACAUGGGAACUAUACCGAGUUUGCUGAAUUCAACGUCUGGGCUGAUGUGGAGUCGGCACGCAGUGUAUUCUUGAACCCUGUGCUCCGGUCCAAGACCUUCCUGAUUCCCUUGGAUGUGUCGCACCAAGCGUACACGACCAAAGAAGUCAGAGAUACGCUUUUAAAUGGCAAAAAUGGUCCAACAAGACUGAGGACUAUGUUCCAUGAAUUGCUUGUUUACUUCGCGGAUACUUACGAGACGGCCUGGGGAAUGGACCAGGGCCCGCCUCUGCAUGAUCCGCUUGCUGUGGCCAUCUUGUUAGCUGACCAUCCUGACCCGGAUGUGCGCAUCAACUUCAACGACAAUGGCGGCGAAAGAUGGAAACUGGAUGUUGUAUUAAGCGGCUUGCAAGAGGGUCGCACAAUUGCUACCAAAGUCGAAAAUGGCAAGCCUGGAGUCAUGAUCCCGAGAUCACUGGAUAUGGACAAGUUCUGGGAAGUCCUGGAGUCGUGCAUGGCCAGAGCAGAUGCGAAGACUGGGUAUGAUCAGCUGUAG